Diaporthe batatas is the source of this 696-nucleotide messenger RNA. RefSeq lists its product as uncharacterized. The coding region runs from base 1 to 696 and encodes 231 amino acids. The record is from RefSeq and is a predicted model, not a curated record. The transcript is spliced from 3 exons. Lineage: Eukaryota; Fungi; Ascomycota; Sordariomycetes; Diaporthales; Diaporthaceae.
AUGAAGGUCGGGCUUGUUCUUAUCGCCGCCGUGACCUCGGUCACCGCACAUGCUACAUGGCAACAGCUGUGGGUUGGGACCGAGGACAAAGUCUCGACUUGCGUGCGGACCGUCAAGGACAACUCGCCCAUCGCCAGCGUCACUGAUGCCGCGAUGUUCUGUGGUCGAAGCCCCGCGGCCUCUUCCGGAAUCUGCGAGGUCAAGGCUGGUUCACCCCUGACCGUCGAGAUGCACCAGCAGCCUGGCGAUAGGUCCUGCAGCCAGCCAGCCAUCGGAGGAAACCACUACGGCCCAGUAAUGGUCUACAUGGCGAAGGUUAACGACGCGAAGACGGCUGACACCUCGUCGGCAAGCUUCUUCAAGGUUGCUGAAGACGGCUACACUGGCACGACUGCUUCGUGGGGAACCGAGAUUCUCAAUGCAAACUGCGGCAAGAGGGCUUUCACUGUCCCUGCCAACAUUGCACCUGGAAACUACCUAGUCCGAGCCGAAGCGAUUGCCCUUCAUGCUGGAGCAGGACAGCCACAGCCCUACGUAUCGUGCUUCCAAAUAAACGUCACAGGAGGUGGUUCUGCGAACCCAGCGGGCGUGAAAUUCCCCGGGGCAUAUAAGACCAGCGACGCGUUGUUCUCCAAGGCUAUAUAUGAUUCCAGCUUCAAGUAUACCAGCGUAGGGCCCGCCGUCUAUAGCGGCUGA